AUGGACAUGGACGUGGACGUGGACGUGGACGUGGACAUGGAGGUGGACGUGGACGUGGACGUGGACAUGGACGUGGACAUGGACGUGGACGUGGACGUGGACAUGGACGUGGAUAUGGACGUGGACGUGGACGACGUGGACGUGGACGUGGACGUGGACGUGGAGAACUUGGACGUAGACUUGGACGUGAACGUGGACGUGGACGUGGACGUGGAGGACUUGGACGUGGACAUGGACGUGGACGUGGACGUGGACAUGGACGUGGACGUGGACGUGGACGUGGACGUGGACGUGGACGUGGACGUGGACAUGGACGUGGACGUGGACAUGGACGUGGACGUGGACGUGGACGUGGACGUGGACGUGGACGUGGACAUGGGCGUGGACAUGGACGUGGACGUGGACGUGGACGUGGACGACGUGGACGUGGACGUGGACGUGGACGUGGAGAACUUGGACGUGGACAAGGACGUGAACGUGGACGUGGACGUGAACGUGGAGGACUUGGACGUGGACAUGGACGUGGACGUGGACGUGGACAUGGACGUGGACGUGGACGUGGACGUGGACGUGGACGUGGACAUGGACGUGGACAUGGACGUGGACGUGGACAUGGACGUGGACGCGGACAUGGUCGUGGACGUGGACGUGGACGUGGACGUGGACAUGGACGUGGACGUGGACAAGACGUGGACGUGA
This is a messenger RNA of Closterium sp. NIES-65, 699 nucleotides long. NCBI's taxonomy places the organism in Eukaryota, Viridiplantae, Streptophyta, Zygnematophyceae, Desmidiales, Closteriaceae. The record is from the annotation of a GenBank genome assembly.